This is a messenger RNA of Galdieria sulphuraria, 2960 nucleotides long. Its product is annotated as MFS transporter, DHA1 family, tetracycline:hydrogen antiporter. The transcript has 2 exons. Gene Ontology annotation, molecular function: transmembrane transporter activity. Bases 184 to 2367 code for a protein of 727 amino acids. The record is from RefSeq and is a predicted model, not a curated record. Gene Ontology annotation, biological process: transmembrane transport. Lineage: Eukaryota; Rhodophyta; Bangiophyceae; Galdieriales; Galdieriaceae.
GAAAGCGACAUAUUCUCGAGAACCUACAAAGCCUACUCCACUUCCUACUUUAAGACUGUGAGUAUUGUUCCUUUUUCUCUUGUUUUCUGUACAGUUCACAUUUGUUGCGAAUGAUUCAGUGUAAUUCUUGGUUUAGCUGUUCUUGCCGACGCCUUUUCUGUCACAAGUAAGAAUGUGUUCCAUAUGAGUUGGUUGAUGUCAACCUUUUUAGUUGUGUACCCUUUCGCUCCGUUUUUGGUGCGAGACCUUAUGCAAAUACCAGAUUGGCGGCAAAAUGAAGUUGGAUACUAUUCGGGCUUGAUUGCUUCCUGUUUUACGCUUGGUUCUAUGUUUGGAAGCCCGUUAUGGGGAGCGUUGAGUGAUCAAGUCGGUCGAAGGCCAGUAAUACUUAUUGGUUUAGUCGGAGACUUUCUUUUCAUCAACCUUUUUGGAAUGGCUUCAAACAUUACCACUGCUCUUAUUUUCCGCUUCUUGCACGGCCUUUCCAGUGGGAAUAUUGCUGUAGCAAAAACUUACUUGGCAGACAUUACUGACUCUAGCAAUGAAUCCGCAGCUUUCGGGUUAAUCGGACUGACUUUUGGAGUUGGAGUAGUAAUCGGUCCAGUUAUUGGUGGCUUCUUAUCUCGGCCUUCAGUGCAUUUUCCACACUACUUUCCUCCAGGCUCCUUUUUUGAUCGCUUUCCGUAUUUAUUACCCUGUUUGCUGGUCUCAGUUUAUGUAUUUGUUGAUUUGUUUUUUGCCUUUUUCUUCUUGGAUGAGAGCAGGAAAAGGACGUGGUUGAACAAUAGGGAAGAACCUGCAGAAUACAGUUAUGGCAUUGCAGGAGAAAGUUUUCCUAGUCAAGAACAGGGAAUAACAUUAGAUGCAACAUUUACGGAUGAUAUUAUGUCGAUAGCACGAUCAGAUUAUUCAUCAGUUAGAGAACAAGAACGAAGCUAUGUGGAUAGAAAUCUGCUGGAAACAUUUGAAAGACAAGCAGGCGUUACUCCUCGAAUGACCCAAAGUUUGUUUUCCUCUAUUCCUUCAACCGUACCUGAACACUCUGUUGAGAACUCAUUACGAACACCCUUGCUAGAUACGGGGCGUUCUCGAAGUUUUCUGGGAGGUUCUCCGACAGCAAGGUCUAUUCGUGGUAGACGUGAAAGGCAACGAUGUGAUCGUGAGUGGGAUGAGCGUUCCUUGUGGAGUUCCCGUGAGAGUUAUACAGAGAACCGUGGCCCAUACUUGACAGAAGCUAUACCGGAGCCAGAUGAAGGAGAGUUAGACGGAGGAAGUAAGGUCUUGUCUUCCUCACAACAGAGCUUUUCACGAUCAUUAGACAGAAGCCUCCUGGAAAAGGAAGAUGAGGCUGAGGAAGGUGAAGGUAACACCUUGGAAGGAAAGAGCAGUCAAGUACCGAUCACAACCGAGGAUGAAGAUUGGUUUUAUUCAGACGACUUCGUGAAAAGUCGUGGUAAUUCAUCUUUGACUUCUCAAAGGAAAGAAAGUGAAAGUUCCAGCUUUAUGACUUACGGUUUGAGUGGCAGCUUCGGAGCAGCGACUGCAAAUAUUCUUUCUCCCUCUCUUCGACCCAAAGCACCACGAAUAGUCGACCGUUUAAGAUUGGAUGAGGAAGAUAGAAGUGCAAUUCAAGAGAGUGCUGUAGAAGAGACCUCUCUCUUUUCUCCUGAUGAAGAAGGUACGGUUCUUCCAGAACCCACCAAUGCAACUAUCGAAAAUAAGACUUUCCGCCACGUUCUGAUAGUUGCUGUGUUGAUCUCUUUUACAUUGCUUGCAGGUGACGAGGUGAUUCCUGUUUGGGCCUCCACACAACCUCGUUUUGGAGGUCUUGGAUUUUCUUCCACUGAUAUAGGCAGUGUACAGACUCUCAGUGGGGUCACAACAAUUUUAGUUGCCUUGUACAUAUUUCCUUAUAUUGCACGGAGAUUGGGUGUAGUGAACACCAUCAGAUUGGGUUUGUUGGUAGGAAGUGUCAACUAUUUGUUGCCUGCAGUGAUCGUUACUUUCGGAUGGAGUAGAAAGGAUACGAUGUCUUGGAUAAUUUAUACAUUGUUUGAUAUAUUCUUGGCGUUCUUUGAACAGUGUUGCUGGGCAGGCAUCGCUUUGAUUGUCAAGAAUUCAGUCCAUCCUUCUUCUGUAGGAUUGGCUCUGGGUCUUGCACAAGGACUUCAAAGUGCCGGUUUUGCUGCAGGACCAGUUAUAGGUGGUUCGCUAUUUGCGUUUGCGAUUUCUUUAGACUUACCGGCACCUUUGAGUCAUGGGCGUUCAUUUUUCUACUUGGAAAGUAGUUUGUUAUUUGCCAUUUUCCUCAUUGCAGCGUCAUUGCCUCGGUGGCCAUGGAAGGUGGAGUGUCACAUACGAUAUUAGAGAGCUUUUAGCUUUGUUGAUUGUGUAAAUCUUUUACUGGAGAUAGUUUUAACUAUAACCUUUCGUGUUGUUGUAUGCCAAGGUGCAAUAGAACAACAUGAACAGCUAAUAGAUAUACGUACUAGAAUAGAAUAGGAAACUUAUUUUAUAGAUUUAACAGCGUUGUUUUGUGAUAAAGCCCAGUAGUUGCAAGAUUCGGUAGUUGAGUAACCUUUACAGACUAAGACGACUUUAACAAUUACUUAUUUGGCUUAUAGUAAUGAAUGAGUAAAAAAUCUAAAACGCUUCCAUUCCGGAAUACAUUCGCUCGUAUGUCAAGUAUCCGAAAAGCAAACUUUCUGGUUCGCCUUCGCCACAAGGAUCAAUACUGUUUAGUAAUGUCUUAAGCCAGAAAGGAUUUAUGUAUAAACGAAACAGCUUGGCCAAAAAUUCCAGAACUUGUUGCAAAUGUUCCAAAUAGUUUUAUCCCGUUUCUUCGGAAAUUCACCGUAUCUGCUACAUUCAUACUGAUGGUUUCUCGAUGCAUAGACAAAUUCUUCCUUCGAAAUGAUUCAAAGAAAACAGCAAAAUGCAAUAUAUCAACUAAUCAAAUG